GCUACGCCAACCAACCCCCGACCUCACCUUGCUCCGCCGCUACCUCGCCUUCUUCUCCUCUCAACCGUCCUCGUCGUUGUCUUCGUUGUCUUGCGCUCCCGCUGCCUUGCGCUCCCGCUGCCUUGCGCCGUCCUGCUCCACUCCAACCGCGUCCCCGUACGAGGCUUGAUAACGCUCCAGCGAGUUGUUGCACCUUGUCGAGACCUCGGUCGCCUCUUACCAAACUCACAAGCAGCUGGAGCCCGUCAAGUGCCGAAUAUCCUCAGCGACUCGUCUCGAACUGACCAGCUGCCGCUCUUGCGAGUGUAUUGAUCUUCGAUCCGAACCCCCCACCGCCGUAUAUCGCGCACGUCAUCCUCUCCAAUAUCUGCUUCCGAAUCCGCCUCUCGUCCUUUGGCCAUACUUUCCGAAACCUACCUCGACCGUCCGGUUUGGUUUCCUCUGGUGCCCCGAUACCCCUGCUUUUUACAUUCGGCCUGUCGAGACGCAUCGCGACAGGCAGACAUUGCAGGGAUUCCUGUCUGCGAUACCUGCUCAGGUUCACCAGUUCUUGCUUCUUGUUCUGGCUCUCCUUUAGAGCCGGCGCUGCCCGGGCGACACGGAAAUCUGCCGUUCAAAAACCGCCAGAGCACAUACACGUAGCCAAGGUCACGGUCCGAGCAGCGCAUCAUGGCGAACACCGCCCUUAACUUCAUUACCUUCAACCAGGAUCACAGCUGUCUGGCCGUUGGUACAUCCAAAGGCUUCCGGAUCUACCACACCGAUCCGUUCUCUAAAAUCUUCAGCAGCGAUGAUGGAAACAUUGCCAUCAUUGAGAUGCUGUUCUCGACUUCUCUUGUUGCCUUGAUCCUCUCGCCGCGACACUUGAUUAUCCAAAACACAAAGAGGUCCUCGGUCAUCUGCGAACUCACCUUUCCAUCCGCCGUGCUUGCCGUGCGUCUGAACCGUAAACGCCUCGCUGUUGUCCUCGAGUCCGAGAUUUACCUUUACGAUAUUUCCAACAUGAGCCUUCUUUUCACGAUCCCUACCUCUCCGAACCCGGGCGCCAUCUGCGCUCUCUCACCCUCCUCGGAGAACUGCUACAUCGCAUACCCCUUGCCGAAGCCACGUGAGGAUUCGGGUGACAAGAGACCGGCUCAUGCGCCCCCUCUGUCAACAUACGUUGCGCCGACGUCUGGCGAGGUUCUGGUUUUCGAUACGCUCACCUUGAAGGCUGUGAACGUCAUUGAGGCCCAUCGCUCGCCCCUCUGCUGCAUCUGUCUCAAUAGUGAAGGAACGCUUCUAGCAACAGCGAGUGAGACUGGCACCAUCAUCCGUGUCUUCUCCGUUCCUGGGGGCCAAAAGCUGUAUCAGUUCCGUCGGGGAACGUACCCUUCUACGAUUUACAGCAUGUCGUUCAACCUCAGCUCCACCCUUCUUUGCGUCUCCUCGACCUCUGAUACAGUCCACAUUUUCCGUCUCGGAGCUCCUCCGCCAGGAAACAACUCGGCCGCCGCUGCCGCAGAGUCGCCAGCGUCGCCUCGCCAGGAUCGCUGGUCCAGGUCACGCAGUUAUGACAGUGCCAACGAAUCGCCGGUGGGCAGCGCGGCAGGGUCUCCGAGAAGCGACCUGGCCGAGCCCGCAGGGCCAAGCAACGGGGGUGGCGGCGGCGGCACACAGCAGAUCAACAGGCGACAGAGUGGCUCUUUUAGCAGUAUGCUCCGGCGCUCAUCGCAGAUAAUGGGCCGCAGCGUGGCCGGCGUCGUUGGCUCGUACCUGCCACAGACCGUGACGGAGAUGUGGGAACCCCUGCGGGACUUUGCCUACAUCAAGAUUCCAAAGCCGUCCAACUCGCCCACAGGACCGGUGCGGACCGGCAGCGGCAACGUGAGCGGAGCGCAACUGCCUAGUGGACCAUUGCGAAGCGUCGUGGCUAUGAGCAGCAGCAGUCCUCAAGUAAUGGUCGUCACGAGUGAUGGCGGCUUCUAUGUGUACAACAUCGACAUGGAGCACGGCGGGGAGGGCUAUCUGGUCAAACAAUUUUCAGUCAUUGAUGGAGACGACAAAUUGGACUCGUCGUCUUACGGAACGUAAAAAGGACUGCUUUCCCGCAUGAAUCAUGACAUCGACUGAUGUGUUGUAUUGGUUUACGGUCAUAAAGUCAUGAUUUUAAACCCAUGUCGGAAGAGGGGGGUAGCUAUGCAUUAGGAGGCGUUUAGCCGCUGUUCGCUUCUUUUUUCUCUUGCACUCU
Molecule: messenger RNA, 2230 nt
Organism: Colletotrichum destructivum
Lineage: Eukaryota; Fungi; Ascomycota; Sordariomycetes; Glomerellales; Glomerellaceae
Product: Putative WD40/YVTN repeat-like-containing domain superfamily
Exons: 4
Coding region: 670-2073 (467 amino acids)
Biological process (GO): protein lipidation; autophagy of mitochondrion; nucleophagy
Cellular component (GO): cytosol; fungal-type vacuole membrane; phagophore assembly site membrane
Molecular function (GO): phosphatidylinositol-3,5-bisphosphate binding; protein binding; phosphatidylinositol-3-phosphate binding
Source: RefSeq, a predicted model, not a curated record